AUGCCAAAGCGGGGCCAAGCGACGAGGGCAAUUACCACACCAGCAGCAUCAAGCAGUUCCGACAACAGCAAGGCAAGGGAAGAAGCAGUCCAUGCUUUCCUCACCAGCUAUGACGUGAAGGAUAAGGAGGCAGAACCUGAACCAGCUAUCAAAGCAGCUAGGAUCACGGAGGUGGAAAGUGAUGAGAAUUUUCUUCGGCAGGGAGUAAAGGAAGUCCAGACUGAGGCGCUCCUCGAUUCAGGAGCAUAUUCUUGUAACAUCAACCCAUGGCUGGUUGAUCAGUUGAAUCUUGCUACGAUCUCACUUGAAAAGAAGAUCAGGGUCUAUAAUGCAGAUGCAUCUCACAACAAGGGUGAAACCAUUAAGAAAAGGGUUCUUCUCAGUCACAAGGACAUCAUACUAGGAAUGAGUUUCCUCAAGGAGCGCAACCCUGAAGUAGCAGUCCAGGAGGAGGAUCUGGAAGACACAAACAUCCCCCACAUCGAAGAUCUGAUGGAGUUCGUCGGUUCCCAGGAGUUAGGUGAUAACUGGAACGACAUGGACAGCUUCAUUAGAUGGGUGUCAUUAUCAGAAGACCCUGAUGCACAGGCCGUAGCAUCACUCAUUAUGGGCCUUGACACCAAGAGGAAUCAGGAUAGAGCGCCACAAAAAGGAGAACAGGACAAAGACUACUGGUCAGCCUAUGUCCCCAAACACUUCCACGAGUAUGGCGAUGUGUUCUCCAAGAAGCAGUCAGAAUGA
This is a messenger RNA of Laetiporus sulphureus 93-53, 741 nucleotides long. RefSeq lists its product as uncharacterized. The coding region runs from base 1 to 741 and encodes 246 amino acids. The transcript is spliced from 4 exons. Lineage: Eukaryota; Fungi; Basidiomycota; Agaricomycetes; Polyporales; Laetiporaceae. The record is from RefSeq and is a predicted model, not a curated record.